Molecule: messenger RNA, 1671 nt
Organism: Drosophila obscura
Lineage: Eukaryota; Metazoa; Arthropoda; Insecta; Diptera; Drosophilidae
Gene: mRF1
Product: peptide chain release factor 1-like, mitochondrial
Exons: 2
Coding region: 197-1381 (394 amino acids)
Biological process (GO): translational termination
Molecular function (GO): translation release factor activity
Source: RefSeq, a predicted model, not a curated record
UUUUAGCUUAUUUAUUUUAGAUUCUAGCCUUUUUUUAAUCUACUUUAAAUUGACUCUGAAAUUCUGUCAGCACUGGAUACCAGAUGGGGCAAAGUACCAAGUCAUAUGUAGUUUCGUAGCAGUCAGCUUUUGACUGAGAUCCCACUUUUGUUAUUUAAUUGUUAUUUAAAGGAACUUUCAAUUAAAAUUGACAAAAAUGCUGCUGCGUAAAUUGCUAAACGUUCGCUGUGGCUACCUGGCACGCCGCUGGGCCAGCUCCGAUCCCCUCAGCCUUCAAAACGAGAAGCUGCAAUCGUAUUUGGAGUCACUGCGCCAGGAGUACUAUGGCCUGCGUGUGAAUGCAACCGGCAAUAGCAGAGCAUAUGAACGGCUCUCCCAGCUAGAGGGAGUGGUUAAUGCCCUGGAACAGAGGCGUGUUCUGGAGCGCAACAUUACCAGUGCCAAGGACAUCGAGCAGGAGAAGGAUAAGGAUAUGCGAAAGCUGAUGGAGGAGGAGAACGAGGUCUACGCGGAUCUGUUGAGCAAGCAGGAGCAGACAAUGCUGCAAGAGCUGCUCGCCAUAGCCGACGACGAGGUCUAUCCGGCGCUUAUAUUUGGAGUGAAUGCCGGAGCUGGCGGUCAGGAGGCCAUGCUGUUUGCCCAGGAGCUCUACGAGAUGUAUACCAGCUAUUUUGAGCACAUGGGCUGGGACUACGAGGAGUUUGCCCGCGAGACGACCGACAUAGGUGGCCUGAGGCAUGCCAACGUCAUGGUCAAUGGUGUUGACGCCUUCCAGUGGCUUCGCUUUGAGGCGGGCGUCCAUCGGGUGCAGCGUGUCCCUGCCACAGAGAAGUCCGGACGGAUGCACACCAGCACGGCCUCCAUAACUGUGAUUCCCCGACCCGCCGAUGUCCAUGUUCACAUAGCUGAAAAGGAUCUGAAAAUCGAGACGAAGCGAGCCAGUGGAGCGGGCGGUCAGCAUGUGAAUACCACCGACUCGGCUGUGAGAAUUGUCCACCUGCCCACUGGCCUGGCCGUGGAGGCGCAAUCGGAGCGAUCCCAGCUGAAGAACCGCGAGCUGGCGCUGAAGCGUCUUCAGGCGCGACUCGUCCAGCAGCAGCUGGAGAGCUCAGAGGCCAGCAAGCAGGCCACAAAGAAGGCGCAGCAGGGCAGCCUCAACAGGAACGAAAAGAUUCGCACAUACAAUUUUGUACAGGAUCGGGUCACAGACCAUAGGAUUCAAGGCGGAACACUUCACAAUCUGGAUGGGUUCCUGAAGGGGGGCGAGCCGCUCACUGGACUGGUGGAGAAGCUUCAGCUGGAGCACCGAAGAGCCCGGCUCAGAGACCUCUUAGAGGCGUGGCAGCCGUCCCGGGAGCCAGCUAAAAAAGAAAAACCAUAAUUCAACUAUAAUCCAACUCUGGCCCAAUCAGCCGCACUGCCGAUGUGCAGGAGAUGCUCCCUGACAGCCGCCUCCAGAAUGUCGCGAAUCUCCCGACAGCCAGCCAUUGCAGUCUCGAUGACUGUUUCCAGAUGGUCAAUGUGAAAGCGUUCACUCAUCUCCAGAAAGGCAAUCUUCUGGGCCGUGGGCAGGGCAGCCACUGUGAGCAUGGGUCCGCCGGAAACCUCUUCAGUGUGCGAGAUGUCUGUUAGGGGAAUGCUGUUUUUGCUCAGCGAGGCCGUGCAGGCCAC